Messenger RNA from Nicrophorus vespilloides, 469 nucleotides. Its product is annotated as NADH dehydrogenase [ubiquinone] 1 alpha subcomplex subunit 7-like. The record is from RefSeq and is a predicted model, not a curated record. Bases 93 to 395 code for a protein of 100 amino acids. Gene Ontology annotation, cellular component: mitochondrial inner membrane. Lineage: Eukaryota; Metazoa; Arthropoda; Insecta; Coleoptera; Silphidae. The transcript has a single exon. Gene Ontology annotation, biological process: ATP synthesis coupled electron transport; mitochondrial electron transport, NADH to ubiquinone.
UUUUAUACCACAAUAAUUUAAGCUUACAUAAGAAACGUCAAAAUUUUCAAUAUAACCUAACAAAUUUCGAUCUAGUUCUGUGAUCAAUUAGAAUGGCAGGAAGGGCGAAGGUAGAUAUCAGGGACAUCAACCCGAUGCUCCAAAUGAUCCGCAACUUCUUGCUCGGAAGAAAGCACACCUUGGCUGUCCGUUUCGAGCAUGAAGUGGCCUCCAGGUCACCACCACAACCAAUCCUCCCUGAUGGACCUUCCCAUCGUCUGAAUACCAACUACUAUUGCUGGAGGGAUGCCCGUCGCGAAGUUGCGCCACCUCUAGACCUUGCCGCACAGAAGCAAAUUGGUGAGGAGGUCUGCCUGAAACCAAGAACCCCAGGAAAGGUUCACCAGUGGGACUAGAACAGCAUAACUUUAGCAAUUGAUAGUUUUAUUGUAAGCUAACAAAUAGUUAAUAAAAUUUAGUUAAUCAAUUA